Messenger RNA from Coturnix japonica (Japanese quail), 1399 nucleotides. RefSeq names its product START domain-containing protein 10-like. Lineage: Eukaryota; Metazoa; Chordata; Aves; Galliformes; Phasianidae. Gene Ontology annotation, molecular function: lipid binding. The record is from RefSeq and is a predicted model, not a curated record. Gene Ontology annotation, cellular component: membrane; microvillus; cytosol.
UCCUCUGUCCUGCUUCAGCAGCAAGCCAAGUGUCCUAAUGGCAGCUUUGACGUGGCAACAGGGGGCGGGAGCUGCUCUGGCUGGCCCCGGGGUGGUGUCAGACCGGGGCUGGGAGGCACUGUCCUGUUGCUGCGCUGCAUGGAGUGGGCACAGGUGCCCGAUGCCGCUGCUUUCCGUGCCUUCAGGCAGCGUUGCCAGGAUGGCAGCUGGCAGCAGGACCGCGGUGGGCUCGCUGUCAGCCUCCAGCUGCCACCGCCUGGCUGUGCCAUACACCAGCUCAAGUGCCGCAUCGAUGUCCCAGAUGUGCCGGCAGCAACAAUGUACGACGUGCUGCACGACAGCGAGUAUCGCUGGGAGUGGGACACCAACGUCAUCGACACGCACGGCAUAGCCCAGGUGGCCGUCAACGCUGAUGUGGGCUACUACGCCUGGCGAUGUCCAAAGCCCUUAAAGAACAGGGAUGUGGUGAUGCUACGAGCCUGGCAGGUGGAGGAUGGGUAUCACACUAUUAUCAACUUCUCCGUCAAACACCCGAAAUACCCUCCGCGUAAGGACAUGGUAAGGGCGGUCUGUCUCCUAACGGGAUACCUGGUGCAUUCAACUGGGCCCAACAGCUGCAGCCUCACCUACCUGGCUCAGGUGGAUCCAAAAGGGUCGUUGCCAAAGUGGGUUGUGAAUAAAGCCUCGCAGUACCUGGUGCCACAGAUGUUAAAGAAACUGCACAAGGCCUGUGUGCAGUACCCUGCCUGGAAGCAGCAGCACAAUGUAAACAUGAAACCCUGGCUGUACCCUGAGCAGAACAAGCUUCCUGUGCUGGCGCUGUCAGAGCUGGCACUGCAGCGUGCUGCGUCAUUGGAGAACAUCGAUGAGAGCAGCCUGGCUGAAGAGAAGGAUGAGAGCAGUGACCGUGGUGCUUUGGAGAACUGAUGUUGCCCAGGCUUGUCUAGUGGUUUACUUACAACAAUGGGAGAAAGUUUUUUACUUAAAGAAGAAAUCCUUGUGUUUGUAGCCUUUUCUCGUGAACCGGCUCAUGAGCUGCGUGGCUCCUGGCUUGCUGGCCCUGCUUAGUGCAAGGCACAAGGGCUGACAGUCCCCACCUGGUAAUGUAAAGCUCUGGGAGAAUUCAUACCGUGCGUCUCUCAGGUGAAAGCCGCCCUCACAGAAUACAGCUUGUUCUGGGCCUGCUGCUCCAAGAGGUCAAGUUACCUGCAGUGCCUCUUGCCAGGCUGCUCUACCAGAUGGUGAGUUACUCAUUAACAAACUGUUCUUUGCCUCUGUUCUGUGAGUGGCUGAAAUAUCUUGUGUAGCUGGAGCUGUUGUUUUCCCAAAGGGAAUCAAUAACUACCUGGUGUUUCCCUCCAGCUCUGAAUGAUGAAAUAAACUGUGGUGACAAGUACAA